This is a messenger RNA of Nomascus leucogenys (northern white-cheeked gibbon), 6008 nucleotides long. RefSeq names its product ataxin 7 like 1 (gene ATXN7L1). The record is from RefSeq and is a predicted model, not a curated record. Bases 23 to 2917 code for a protein of 964 amino acids. The transcript has 13 exons. NCBI's taxonomy places the organism in Eukaryota, Metazoa, Chordata, Mammalia, Primates, Hylobatidae.
UCAAUGUCGGAACGUUCCGAAGAUGACGUCGGAGCGUUCUCGAAUCCCGUGUCUCUCGGCUGCUGCUGCCGAAGGAACAGGGAAAAAGCAACAAGAAGGAAGAGCAAUGGCGACACUGGAUCGCAAAGUGCCCAGUCCGGAGGCGUUUCUGGGCAAACCCUGGUCCUCCUGGAUCGACGCCGCCAAAUUACACUGCUCCGACAAUGUAGAUUUAGAAGAGGCUGGAAAAGAGGGUGGAAAAAGCAGGGAGGUUAUGAGGCUUAAUAAAGAAGAUAUGCACUUAUUUGGCCAUUACCCAGCACAUGACGACUUCUAUCUCGUAGUGUGCAGUGCUUGUAACCAGGUCGUCAAGCCACAGGUUUUCCAGUCGCACUGCGAGAGAAGACACGGUUCAAUGUGUAGACCUUCUCCCUCUCCAGUGUCUCCAGCCUCCAAUCCCAGGACAUCACUAGUACAGGUGAAAACAAAAGCCUGUCUCAGCGGCCAUCACUCUGCCAGCAGCACCUCAAAGCCAUUCAAAACGCCCAAAGACAAUCUACUUACCUCCAGCAGCAAACAGCACACAGUCUUUCCUGCGAAAGGAUCAAGGGAUAAACCAUGUGUUCCGGUUCCUGUAGUCAGUUUAGAGAAAAUUCCUAACCUAGUGAAGGCAGAUGGUGCCAAUGUCAAAAUGAACUCCACAACCACUACUGCAGUUUCCGCCUCCUCCACCUCGUCCUCUGCCGUCUCCACCCCUCCUUUAAUUAAGCCUGUCCUGAUGUCCAAGUCAGUGCCGCCUUCACCAGAGAAGAUCUUAAAUGGCAAAGGAAUUCUGCCAACCACCAUAGACAAGAAACACCAAAAUGGCACCAAAAACAGCAACAAGCCUUACAGGAGACUUUCAGAGAGAGAAUUUGACCCAAAUAAACACUGUGGAGUAUUGGAUCCCGAGACAAAGAAACCUUGCACAAGAUCCCUCACCUGCAAGACACAUUCGCUAAGCCAUCGGAGGGCAGUCCCAGGCCGGAAAAAGCAAUUUGACCUCCUCCUGGCAGAACACAAAGCCAAGUCCCGGGAAAAAGAAGUUAAAGAUAAAGAGCAUCUCCUGACUUCCACGAGGGAAAUACUUCCAAGCCAAUCCGGGCCGGCACAGGAUUCUCUGCCAGGGUCUUCAGGGAGCUCUGGGCCAGAACCGAAAGUUGCAUCCCCUGCAAAAUCCAGACCACCUAACUCUGUACUUCCUAGACCAUCAUCUGCAAAUAGCAUAAGCAGCAGCACAUCUUCAAAUCAUAGCGGCCACACUCCAGAGCCCCCACUCCCACCGGUUGGAGGUGACCUCGCCAGCCGACUGUCCAGUGAUGAAGGGGAGAUGGACGGAGCCGACGAAUCCGAGAAGCUAGACUGUCAGUUCUCCACGCACCACCCCAGACCUCUUGCGUUUUGCUCAUUUGGGAGUCGCCUCAUGGGACGAGGGUACUAUGUGUUUGAUAGAAGAUGGGAUCGUUUUCGAUUCGCACUAAACUCCAUGGUAGAAAAACACCUGAAUUCACAGAUGUGGAAGCACAGAAACCCGAGCCACAGGGCAUCAGGUCCCUCCCCCCUGUUCAGGACUUGCCUAACCAAUCUGCUGUCACUGAGCAACAUUGGGGCUGCCUGGGUGUCAACUCUGGAGAGCGUAGCACCCCGCUACCCUCUCAACCUCGCUGCCCAAACCCCAGGCCCCGGCGGGCCCGAACCUGGAGGGAUGGCAGCCGAUGGGGGCGUGGAAGACAUUAGGAAGAAAAGGAACGGCCAAGACUCUUUUUUCUUUAACAAGCAUUUAACUCUGCAUCAGGAGCCGCCAACACAGUAUUCUCUUUCAGCCAGGAAGAUCCCUCCUGCGGCAGAUAGCCCCCUGCCCUCGCCGGCAGCCCACAUCACCACCCCCGUUCCAGCAUCCGUUUUGCAGCCUUUCAGCAACCCCAGUGCUGUGUAUCUUCCUUCAGCUCCCAUCAGCUCGAGGCUCACCUCUUCUUACAUAAUGACAUCAGCCAUGCUCUCAAACGCAGCUUUUGUGACAUCGCCGGACCCAAGCGCCCUCAUGUCCCACACCACAGCUUUCCCUCAUGUGGCCGCAACCCUCAGCAUCAUGGACUCAACCUUCAAGGCCCCAUCCGCCGUGUCCCCGAUACCAGCCGUCAUCCCUUCCCCAUCCCACAAGCCAUCCAAAACCAAAACCAGCAAAUCCUCAAAAGUCAAAGACCUGUCUGCCCGUAGCGACGAGUCUCCAAGUAACAAAAAAAGGAAGCCACAGUCUUCGCCUUCCUCCUCCUCCUCAUCCUCCUCCUCUUCCUUGCAGACAUCCCUCUCGUCUCCAGUGUCAGGGCCUCACAAAAAGAACUGUGUUUUGAAUGCCAGUUCUGCUUUGAACUCCUAUCAGGCGGCCCCUCCCUAUAACAGUCUGUCUGUGCACAACUCAAACAAUGGGGUGAGCCCACUCAGUGCCAAACUGGAGCCCUCAGGACGGACCUCGCUGCCCGGCGGCCCCGCGGACAUAGUGAGACAGGUGGGCGCGGUGGGAGGCAGCAGUGACUCCUGUCCCCUCUCUGUGCCCUCCCUUGCGCUCCACGCAGGGGACCUCUCUCUGGCCUCACACAAUGCUGUGUCUUCUCUGCCCCUCUCUUUUGACAAAUCAGAAGGAAAAAAGCGUAAGAACUCAAGUUCUAGUAGCAAAGCCUGUAAAAUCACUAAAAUGCCUGGUAUGAAUAGCGUUCACAAAAAGAACCCGCCCAGCCUUCUCGCACCGGUGCCCGAUCCCGUUAACAGCACCUCCUCUCGGCAGGUUGGGAAAAAUAGCAGCCUAGCUUUGUCACAGUCCAGUCCUUCAAGUAUAUCCAGCCCAGGACACAGCCGACAGAAGAACACAAACAGAACGGGCAGGAUAAGGACUCUUCCAUAACAAGACUAUGAAGCCACUUCCACAUCAAUUCCAGGCCACCUAAUCCCAUCCCAGGAGGCCAUGGGGAGGAGGAGGGAGGGGAGUGGGCUGGGGGGAGAGUCUGUUUUCUGUGCACUCCCUGUGACUCUGGCCUUUCUUCUUCUUUUUUUAAUUGACCAAUUUUUAGUUAAAAAGGCAAAGAAGGUGAAUUUGAGAUUUACAGAAAACAGUUCCAGUGUUUGGUUUCCGCUGUCUUUCCUUUCAUUUGCCAUGUUUUUACAUUCUUCCAAAUUUGGGGUCACUCCCCUAGCUCCUGAUGCUGCUACUGUACCAUCCUUUUGCUCCAGCCAUGAGAGCAGACAUUGCAGAAUGUUGGUUCCAGGUUGGCAUGCUCUGAAGCUCUUGAACUUCAGCACAGGCAGAGCCCUUUUUCUUCCUGUCCUCUCCACCCGAUCCCUUCCAUCCCUACGUCUACCACUCUCUGGGUCCUCACUGGCCUUCAAAGGACCUGGCUGUCAUAGGAUCCCCUCAGGACUGCGUGCAGGGAGAGGGGGCUUUGCUGGGGAGGAGCUGGGAGUGGAGAAUUGGAGGGUGGGUGGGGUUCCCUCAUCCGGUUUCCACAGCCCACCAUGGCUGGAGCCAAAUGCUAGAAGCAAGAUUGAGAACAGUGGCCAUUUAGUGAUGUGGUUUACCUAAUACCACUGUCCAGCUGUGCAGCUCAGAAAGGAUAAACCAGUCAGGGACAGGGGCCAGAACAGGUUUGGGAAGGUGGCAGCAAGCAGAGCAUGGUGGGUAGGAGAUGAUCCCUAAAAAAACUGGAGACUGUGGUGGUCUGAGCUGGUCAGGAAUCUGCAGAAUCCCUUCCAGGGAUCAGUGUGCCAGUGCCCACAGCAGGGUGAGCUAGGAGGCAAAAAUCCCAGGAAAAAGGUUGUGAGAACCCAGAAAGCCACUCUGUGAGGAGGCACGGUGACCACAGCUGCUAAAGGUUCUUAGGCUGCCUUCCUGGGUUAGGAAGAGCCCUCCAGGGAGAGCUUCCGCAAAAGAGUAUGUGUCAAACCUUUUGUCAGAAUAAAUAAUAGCAUUUCCCACCCACCCCCAUGCCCUGGGCCACAGGGACCUGGUGGGAUCAGAACACCCAUGGAUCAGCUUUUGCUGUGUUAGAGACAGCCAUCCCCAUGAAGGAAUGGUAAGGACAGCCACUGCUCAGUGAAGAACAGCCAUUUGGAAGAGCCACGCUGGAGCCCUGCAGCCGUAGAACUAUUCACACUGGAGUUUUAAAAGAAACAGCAAUACCAUAAGCUCUAGUAGGGAAUCAUAAUCAGGAAAGGAAUUCACAACAUAAAAUAGGUGUUCUAUGCUAUUAAUCAUGUAACUUCGCCUAUGAUGUAUAGCAGAGAUACUGGGAGGUUUUGCUUCAUCCUUAAAUCAGAAAUGAAUGCUAGUUUCACAGCUGGGCAGAAGCCUCAUCCCCACCCCGAAGUUUUCCUUUUCUUUCCCAUUCCCCCAACCCAAAGAUCAGACUACUGUUAAGUUUCACCACACAAUUGGAAUUGCAAAGACGGGAGGCAAAUGGAGUGAUUUUCAUCAAUGGAAUUGCACUGACAGUGAGUGUUUCUUAUAGGAUUACUAAAUUUUUUAAUAUAAAACGAUUUUUUUAAAAAUCAGGAGUUGAUAUUAAGUACCAGGACAUUAGUUCGGAUGAUUUCAUUUUUAUUUCUGCAGUGUUAAAAGUGCACUUAUAUGCUGGUUUAUUUACAUCUUGGGAAAAGAGACUGCAAAUUGAAGGGAUGAUUGUUACUUUUUCUUUUUUUUAAAAAAAAAGGUUAAGGAGAUUUUAAGACUUAUAAAUGUUUAAGAAAUUAUAAACAAGGUUAGACCCUUUGAAAAAAAGUUUAGAAGAUAUUCUUAAAGUAAAUUUUUAUAGUGUUAAUUUUGUAAUAAUUUAUGUUUUACUAUAUUACAGAGCUAACUGACCAGAAUAGUUUCAGAAACAAUAUGAAACUUAGGAAAGUUUAAGCAAUGUUUAUAUUUUUAAAAUGUUCUUUGAAUUAUGUUUUUAUUGUACAUUUCUUCAGACUGAAAAGUAUGUACAUAUCUUUGUUAUUUUUGCACAAUUUUGUCUUGUUCGGUUUCAGAGGUCUGUUGUUUUUUAUAAUUUAUUUUGAGUUGUAAAACUUGCAGGAGUAAAAACAAAAAACAAAAUCUCCGCAACAAAAUAACCCUCUGAUUUAUAAACUCUUAUAGUCAAAGAGGGAAAACAAAGGUUGAGAGAUUAAGUGGCUGCUUCUGAGAAAUAAUGUCUCAAGGACUAAAGGAGCAAUUCAAUAGGUUUAGACGUUGUAGCUCUCUACAUCUUGAAUUGGAAGCUGGAAUAAAGAGCCCCCCACCCCCACCCCCCCACCCCCAUCGAAUGCUGCUUACUUUGUCAAAAGACUGGCUAUGACCAAGGUGAGGAUAUUUCUGGAAAACUGGGCAAAAAGGGAAAGCCCACGGUAUUCUUCCUUUGCAAUCAACCACAGGUUUACUUUACAAUGAUGUAUUAAAAACUUGCAGCUUGAAAAAUAGAAUGCAAAUAAAAGGUUCUCUUUGGGUUUGUCUUAAUGGAGUUAAACUGGAGCAGCCUAUAAAACAUUUUUAGGGUGAGGUCCUCUGGGUCCUUCUGUUCUGCACACCCACUCAGUCUUCUCUCCCAGCCCCUUGACUGCACACACCCCUCUUUGCCUGAAGAUCUCCUGACUUGUCGCCAGCCAUAGAGGCUCGAAAGCUCUGGUUGUUAAGCAUAACGCAAUGCAUAGACCUGUCAGCCAUAAAAAAAAAAAAAAAAAAAAAAAAAAAAAAAAAGCGACUUGGAUAACUUGUAUGCCUUCUUUUGUAUCAAUGUACCAAUUGUAAAUAAUGCUGAUCAACCUUUGUAGAGAAUAGUUUAUACAGCAUAUUCUAUUAUUGCUGAUUCUCAGUGAACUCUUGUUUUAAAAAAGGAAAAAAAGAAAUUUUCUAUUUACACCUUAUAUUUUGUUAUGCUGUCGGCCCAUGGCACUUUAACAAAACUCUGUGGGUUUUACGUAGCUGGUCAGUCAUGGGGUAUAUUAAAUAACUGUUGUUGCACAGACAA